UAUUAACACAGUAUAUAAAUGGGAUCAGUGUUUCCAUUGUUUCGCAUUUUUUUUUUAUGAACUACAAAAAUAUAUAGUAAAUAUUUUUCACUGAAACUGCAAAAACAAAUCUAAAAUAACCUGGAUGGUAAAAAAUUAACAUAUAAAACAGAGAUCUGCAAAAUAUUUUGAAAUAAACAACGAUAGUUGAAGGCGUUAGAAUUCGUAUCUCACUAAAAUUUGAACUAAUUUGAAUGCGAACGUUGGUGUUUUUUCUUUUGCUUUUUAUAAAACAGAAUUAAGUCGAAAAAUCAUGAUAUUUUCCUAAAUUUGUUUUAUCGCGUUCGACACAUGUAAAGCAACAAUUUUGCGCAACAAGAUUGGUGGUUAAAUAUUGGUUCAGGUAUCCCGCUAAAUGUGUAAAGACAACAGUUUCCUGAUUGAUCGACAGUCACGACACUAGACGGUGGACGGUGCCAUUUUUGUCACCUUAGCAGCGCGCAUCAUGCGCGUGUAAAAUUGAGUAAACUGGAUAGAUUUUUUUGAAUUGAAUCUCACGAUUUAAAUAGAAAUAAUUGUUGUUAUUUGAACGUACAUUCUUUUGAAUCGAGUUUCACAAGUUGAACUUGUGAUCGGUUGAGCCGAUCGUUCUUAACCUUCUGUGACAUCAGUGAAAGAUGUUAAUAUUUGUGUGGACGUGAUUGUUGUGAUGGUUUAAUAUAUCAUGAACAAAACCAAUAAACUUAACAUGAUACGAAACGCAAGAAUCUGGAAUUGUUCUCUGUGAUCAGAUAAUUCAGGUCAUUAGACCUUAAAAACACCAAAGAAAAAUGAUGAAGCUAUGAGUACAGCGGACACAACGCUGUCAAUUUCAAUCAAAAUGGCCCCAGGGCCAGAACAUCGUCAAGAACCAGUAGCUCCUGACAAAACUACUGAAAAUAACAACAGUGAAAUCUCUAAUGAAAGAGUUAGUGAAAAUCCAGUGGUAGGCAUUGAAACUGUUGGUAGUCAGAGUUCGAAUGCAGAAUGUGCUUCGACGAAUGCUGAUACUGCUUUAGAUUCAACAAAUCAAAGUGCACCAACCAGUGUUACCUCAGACAGUAAGCAGGAAGAACCAGCUACUUUAUCUACAUUAAAUGAAGGUGAAUUACGUGCAUUACUGGAUGAAGCUAUAACUUAUAAGUGUCCUAAGGAUCGUGAAGGAAAAUCAAGCCUUUUUAAAGAAUUACUGCAAGAAGCAGAGGCUGAUGAAACUGAGGAAGGUCGUAGGAUAAUAACUAAUUCACGUUGUUUACCUGGAUCAAAUCGUAGAAGACAUAAACGAGAUUCUGUGUCUGAAAGAUUAACACACGGAGGAUCUUUACAAAACUUGGCCCAACCUAUUACUUCAGAAUUUGAUAGUAGUUUUGCUUACUUAACAUCUGGAUCUAGCCAUACUUACGGAGGAAGUAGAAGAAAGAAUAAAAAAUAUACAGGACCUAGUGUAUCUGCUAGACAAAGGGAAGGUGGUUCGUUACCGUCAAAUGUUAAUGCAUCGCAUAAUCUUGCUUCGUUGGCUAAUUUAGACUUGUUGUUUGAUAAAAAGAAGGGCUUCUGUGAAGAAAGAACAACAUAUGAUUGGACCAAUAAAGAAAAAUCCAAAUCUCUAGACAAACCAUCAUAUACUAAUACAAAAAAAGAAGAAAAAGAUAAAAAAGAUACGAAGAAAGAUUUGUCUGAAACUGAACUUGAAGUACGCGAGAAAAGAGGUAACAAAGGAAAACACGGGACAAAUGAAAUGCUUGAAUCAGAUAAUCCACCACCAGAGUAUAAGUCAGAUUACAUGUUGAUCGAUUUAGGUGAUACUGAGGUGGGUAGUAUUAGUGAAAGGAAUGUGGGAUCCACAAUAAGUGGGGUUCAGAGACCUCACUCUUUAGAUACAGAAGAUGAUGAAGGAACUGAAAUGAAAAUCAUUGAACCACGUAGAUCUCAAUAUAUAUCACGUCCUACAUUUGACAUAGCUCAAACUCCUGUGGAUACUACUAUAGAUUUUUCUUUCCGAGAACAUAGUGGAAAGCAAGAUAAAUCAAAAAUAUCUGUGAAUGGUAUAGAGGUAACUGGAGCCCUCUCCAUCCAGACCUUUAAUAGCGUGAAAUGUGGUAUUGGUGGGACUGCAAACAGUUCUAGUACUAGUCAGGGUAAAGUAGUUCCAAGUUUAUGCUCCAUGAUGUCCGCAUCGUUGCAAACACAGAAUAUUACAAUGGAAGGUUCCAGGUAUACAUCGCAUACUACGGCAUCUGGAGAAAAGAAAUCUUUAGAUGAAAAUGGAAAUGCAGUGCAAAACUAUAACGGAGAACGAAAAAAAUCUAGAAGAAAGCAGUCGCAAGAACCUAACGUUAUCAUAUAUAAUGCUGAACAAGUUGAAGGACACCGUAAUGAAGAUAUCGACAGUUUAAUUAAUUUUAUCGAAAACAAGGAAUCUAAAAGCAAAAAAGGAAAGCCAGGUAAUCCAGUAAGAGUAAAAACUAGUUCUGGAGCAAAACCAAGGAGUAGAGAAAAAGACACUAAAAGGGAACAGUUACCUGCCAAGUUGCAGAAAUCUAAUUCUCUUGAAGAAAUAUCUAAGACUAAACUUGAAGACCUCACAACAGAAAAAAGUGUUAGUUCUAGUGGUGCCAGUAGUAUAUCCAGUCAACAUGCUACGAUUAACGUUGCUUUACGGCGUGCGAAACAAAGAAGUACAGGGGAUGCAGCUAUCGAUAGUCGUGGUGAUAGACGAUCCUGGGGAACUGAAGAAGGUCAGUCUAUAUAUUGCAAUGAUACUGGGGAUGAUUAUGCUAGUCGUCGAAACUCCAAUAAAAAAAUCAAUCCAGAACCUGAACAUGAAACAGAAUUCCUGGUAGUUACGAAAAAGAAGAAGAGUAAAAAGCAGAGAAGAAGUUCUAGUGGUAGUAGAGCUCAGAAUUUGGCAACGUCUGGAUCUUAUCUUCAAACCUCCAGGGGAUUUUCCAAUGAAUAUAGAACACCGCUUUCUCCUGAACUUAGAAGAAAAUCAGCGAGUAGUAUGCCCCCAAGCGAUAAAUCGGAUAGCAGUGAUUCCGAUUCUGUCCAUUCAUUGCCAGUCACAUCGAACACGUCCAAACACAAUUUAUCAAAAAUAGCUACCUCAUCAGGCGGAACGCCACAGGCAAGUUACGCAGAUAUAGCUCGCAUGGCAACUAUUAAUAUGACACACAAUUCAGUGUUAAAUAUGUCUACAAUAGUUCCGACUAUGUUAAAUACGUCUUCUUGGCCUAGUGUGCCACCUAAAACACCUUCAGAACCAGAUAAAAUUCCUCAGGAUUAUUAUCCGAGCCUAGAUGAAUUACAGCACUCGGAUAGAAAAACAAGGCAACAUAAUUUCACUCAUUCAAACCACAUCUUGAACCUUAGCUUUGAAAAACCGCCGUCCCCAACUUUGGCAAAGAUGAAAAAUUUAACAGAAAGAAAAAAAGCAGAAGCUCAAGAAGAAGCUAUUAAUAAAAACAUUCAGGUUAUAAAGUACGUUCAAGAUGUUGAAAAAAUGCGUCAGAAUUUAACGCAACAAGAAAAAAAUGCAAAUACUAAUAGUCAUAGCACAAUUUCAAACGAAGUUUCAGUAACGAAUCCAGUGCCAUCGAAGCUCAAUAAUGCAAUAACGAACUGUAACGCCGAUGCUGACAACAAUAAUACUAGUGGUAAUGGUGUUAAUAAUAAAGAUGCGACUCUGAACAUGAGGUGUAACAAUCCUCGAUCACGUCGAGGUUACGUUCAAAACAAUCAAAGUGUACAAACUCAGGCAUUGCACGAAGAUCAACAUUUCAAGAAAACUGGAUAUUCUCAUCCCGAUGAAAAUACCAAAAAAUCAUCUAUCACGGAAAAUUCCAUUAGUCAUUCUGAAAACAAAAAUAAUCCCGGAACGGGAUCAUCUGAUGAGGUUGAGCUACAAAAAUCCAGUACUCAGAAUAAUCCAAAAUCGACACAAGAAAUUCAAAGCACUGAUUCAGAUGCUACAAAAUUAACUAAAAAUGAAAAGUUAACGAAAACAAUAAAAGAACAAAACAAUAAUGUGAAACAUGAAAUGGUUAAGUCAGGAAAUACACAUUCUGUUAAUUCUAAACAAGAUCAGCAGGAGGAUGUUGAAUCGAAGAAAACUAAGCAACAGCAAGGUGCACCUGUGGAUAAAGAACAGUUACAGAAAUCAGAAUCUCAGACAUCUAAUAAACAAAAGGCUUCUAGACCUGCGGUCAUAUUACUAGACGAAAGUUCGUCCGAUAUUUCUAAGAACAGCGAGUUGCCAACAGAGCUUAGGUUUGGAUUCGAAAUUAACGAACAGCUUCUGUUGUCCGAAGAUUCAGUAACCGAAGAAACUUCAACUGCCAGUUCCGUUUUUCCUUCUGUAGUUUCUCCGCUUAUAAGUAAACCACCUAAUUUCGAUAGAUAUCCUCCAAUAUUUGAGAAACAUAUGAGAUGCGAUAAGUUUGCACCCAAUUUCAUGCAACCACCCAAUGCUCACAUAACGCAACAGCCUAUGCAUCCCGUAAUGAUGCAGCGAUUACCGUGUAUGGGUUACCCUCCAAGGUUUCCUCCACCUACGUGUCUACCGCCGCCACCAACACCUCCUCCAGGAAUAAUGGACAAAUAUCAUCAUCAACCGAAAGAAGAUUUUUCUAUGCUGUAUGUAGCACCUGAAGAAGAUGUUAAUAUACAAACGUACAAUCAUGAUAAAAUCGUCUCGUUUGUUGGCUUAGCUUGGGAUGCUGUUAUGAGAGAAAUGCCAGUGACUGCAGGUGGUCGCAUACAGUUCUAUAGUGGUCAGUGAAAUGGGCACUAAGAAUAUGGGGUAAAUAACACAAUGUUUUUGUACUACACAAUUACCUCUAUCGCAAGUUAUCUGUUAUAAAGUGUAAACAGCUCAAAGAGUCUGCUUACUAAAAUGCAAGACCAAAUAUGUAUCUGAAUAGAAAGAAGAUGAUCGAACCAUUAUCAAAAAGUUACUGCAACUUCUGGUAUCGAUCACAGUAAAAGAAGCUAUGCUAUAGUUUUCGAGUUAAAUUAUCAGUGAUAAUUCUGUAAAGCCAACUGGCGCAAAACGUGCCUCAAAAGAUAAUGUAUAUAAUAGUCAAUCACCAGAAGAAGACAAGACUUACACAUUGUACGUUCUGACUGUACAUACAUUGAAAUGUUACAAAUACCUUUGAAAAGGUUGUAGCAACAUUAAAGUCUCAGUAUUGACGUCUCUUACGAUAUUUGACUGAAAUUAUUAACGAGCAAAUUAUGUUUUGCUCUCGAAAAGUAUGAAAGCAAAAUUUCUUUGUACAAAAGUGUGAAAAUUCAUAUAUUCGUAAAAUGUCUGGUAUAUGUUUUGAAGAAACACCUUUCGAAUCGACAUGAAAGUGAAACAUUUUGGAAGAGAAGAAAAUAUAGAGGCAAUUUAAAUUAACCUAAAUAAUUGACCACGAAGCAGGUUUUUCAAGAACUGCGUGUGCUGUGACAGUGGUUUAAUGCUGAUGCCUUUCAAGUAAACAAGUACAUAUGUAGGCCAUUGUAAUAAAGUUUACGAAUAGUUGAGGAAAAAAAUGAAAGAGCCCGUUACGUUAACUAUGCCAAAUUGAGAUCGUCCGUCAGAAAUAUUACUAAACUACUAACAGUUACGUUGAAUAGUUGCCAGCCGAGAUGAUCUUUAAAGAACAGCGUCUUAAAGCAAGGAUUGUUGCAGCAGUCAGUGAGUCUUCAAGAAAAAACUUUAGAAAGUUUAAAAUGAAAAAUAGUGGUUGCUAGUUUACAUGUACUUUAUUUAAGACAGCAUAAAAGAAAAGUAAAGAAAGCUAUAAAGAUGUGUGAUGAAGUGUAAUGAAAAUGGUGAAUGUAAGUGUGUCACUGAACACGUGUAAAAUAUUAAAAAAAAAUAGUGUGAUUGACUUAUAACUUUAUUGGAGUGGUUACUUCUUCCAGCCGCGACAGAUAAUAGUUUAAGAGAUUUAAAGCAAAACAAAACAAAAAAAGCAAGAAAAAAAAGGAAGGAAUCAUAAACUGAUUUUUUGCAAAAAAGGUUGCGCUCAAGGUCAUAAACUGAAUGAGAAACAGUGAGAAAAAAAGUGCGAAUGUGUCGAAACAAAACAAACAAAAAAACGCUAAAUUUUUACACAGACUCGCUUAUUUAAUGAAUAAUUAAUUAUUAAUUACUGGUAAUGAUAAUUAUAAUAAAAUACUUGCUUGUGAUCAUAAAGUAUGAUGGUGUGAAUGCGUGUGUAGUUCAUGUAGGUGUUCUUCUACUAGCAGAUGUCCAAUUUUAUUUUGAAGUUACGUUUUUUCUCUCUUUUUUUUUUCUCGAAUUUCUAUCGGAAUUGUGUUAGUUUUCUAAAUUGAGCGAAACAAAAAGUAAUCAAUACACUUUACGGUUGUUACUGAUCUACAGUAAGAGAACGAAAGCAAACUUAUACGAGUAAUCAAUCAAAAACAGAAACACCACGGAUUUAAUAUAAUUCCUUUCAUGACGAUUCUAUUCGUUGUACAGGAAGCCUACCUCCAACAUAUAUUUUAUUUUUCGAUAGAUGAACAAAAUAGCGAAACAAUGACUUUACAUUGUGUUUUGAUUCGAAUGCAGAUUUCACGCAUCUUCAGAAAAACGAUAUGAAUGAUGAAAAGUGUGUGAAAACUUAUCGCCUUUGAAAGUGAUCAUAAAAUAACAGACUACUGCAGAUAAGUUUCAUAUAAAGGAAUGAAAGUGUAUUUGUCUAAUUAGAUUAUCAUUACUAUUACUAUUAUUAUUAUUAUAAUUAUUAUUACUAUUAUUAUUAUUAUUAAUAUUAUUAUUAUUAAUGAGAAGUUAAUAGUUAUUAACAACUUGAAAUUGGCAAUUUUUGUUAUUGCUUUCUUUUGCAAAAUUCAUUUUACUGAAAGAAAUGAAUGCGAGCUCCAUUGAUAUUUUCUAUUUUGUUCAACAAUAUAGUAACAGUACAGCUGGGGGUACAGCUUUCAAAUGAAUAAUUCUACGAUAAUGUAACAUAUUUAAGAAAGAAAAAAUUAUCGAUGCAUUUUGGAAUAUACCUUGAAGAAAAGGUCAUUCUUUAUACGCUGAACGAAUUUUCAAGAAAGAUGACUUCGUAAACGCGAAUACCACGUUUAGUUUCAUUAUUAACAUUUUAAAGGAAUUUAAUGUGAAUCAUUAAAAUAUACAUUCGCUUGUUUUAUACUGUUUAUUUUAUACAUUUUUAACAUGCAGAAAAAGAAAGAAAGUCACAAAAAUAUUUCUUAGUGAACUGUGAUACAGUAUGAGGAAACAACAACAAAAAUAGUUCCUAAGAGUCGAAGACAAAACUACAUUCAGUUAUGACGAAUUCAUUUUUAAUCGUAAGACCUUAUUAUUCUAAUUACGUCAGGCGAUAAAGAAUAAUCGUUUUAUUAUUGCUUUAAGCGGAUAGGUGACGUUUCUUCAGGGUAUAUCUAUGAUCCGAUAUGCAGGAAACUAUUUAAAAGUCAGGUGCUCCAUCGCCUUAAAACGUUAGUAGAAUGCAGUAUCAGCCUGUGCCGUUGACCGGUUCGAAUGGCCAACAUUGCUAAGUUCGCAGAGAUUAAGCACAGAAGUACUUGAUGAAAAAUAGGACCAUAGAGCGUUUGUUUAUUAGCGUGCGUCGAGUGGCAGCUAUGCUGAAACGAUGUCAUAUUUGUAACACGCGGUUUAUCGAUGAGAAAAGAACACAAAUAUAAAUACACAGUUCUUUUCUGAACGUAUAACAAUUGAAUCGAUAGUGAUCAUUAACCCUUUGCGCUACAAACAUGCACAGAUACGGGGUGUUGAUAAAAGAGUUUAGGACUUAUGGAACAUCAGCGUUACACUGCUUAAAAAAGUUUUAGCGAAUAUAUGUUGAAAAAUCAAUUUUUUCAGUUAUUAGGAAUUUUACAUUUAUUUUUGUAAUAGAAUUAUUAUGUUGGUACUAGUUUUUGGGUGCAAAUUGAAAUCCUUUUUGGAAUUAGCAUUUUGUUGAUAUUGCAAUUAACAUUUUUAUCAGAUGGCUCAUUCAUAAUGAUAAUUUUAUUAACAAAAUAUUAAUAGACAAGGGAUAUUAUUUGUAUCCAAAAAUUAAGAACUAUCUUAGAGCUCUGAACAUGUAUCUUUUCAUUUAUACAUAAUAUUAUCUACAUUCAUCAGAAAUAUUAAUGGUUCAUAAUUGGAUAAUUAUACUUUUUUUUUUAAAUUAUUUAUUUCAUGUUAUAUAUGGAACUGUUACUGACUAACAAUAUUUAUUAGAAAACUUCAACAAAAUUGAGAAAAUUUUUGGUUAAUAGUUAAACGAAUACUGUAUAAUUACACCUGUUUUAUAAUUAAGAAUUAAAUUUUGAAAUUCACAUGAUACAUGUUCAGCUCAUUGAAAUAAAAAUGAUCCACUGAUUAUUACUUUAUGCUACAAUGUGGCAUAUAUUGAAUUUUCUAAACUUAUUAGAAUAUAAUUGGUGCAAAAUGUGGAUCAUACAAAUGAAAGCUUGAUACAAAGAUAAAAUGAACAAAAGUUGAAAGUAAAACUUUAAAAACAAUAGACACAUUUUUUCCAUUAUUGACUUUUGUUCUACCAAAGUUACAAAUGUCUUAUAAUUUUAUUUAUAUAUUUUAUAAAUUGGAAAAGUAUGAUCUAUAUACAAAAUAUUGAUCUCAUUCAUGUACUUGUAGACUCAAUACAAUUACAGAAUUAUCAGUAAAUUACUGAAUUCGCAAUUCUACGGUACAAAGAUAUUUUCUUUGUAAAUGUGCAAAUAUAAGAAUUUCUCAUUAUUCUAAAACUGUUGAUUUUUCGAUAUACAUUCAUUAAACAUUCGAUUCAGUUUAUUAAUGUAAGUUCCUUUGAACACCCUGUAUAUUCAAAUACCACAAAAAAAGGGCAAAAACUUAUACUGAUUUUAACAAAUACUUAUUCUUUCUGAAAAAGUUAUUAUUUAUGCUGCAGAGAUUUACUUAACGAACCUGAAAUAAAAAUAAAUUAAAGUUGGUUAAAAGAGUCAGAGUGCAAAGGGUUAAUUGGAAAAAAGUAUACAUUGAAAAAGCGAAUCUUUUCUUUUUCUGUUUUCAUUAUUAAGGCGUUUAAAAAUGUGAAUAAUAAAGAGACACCGUUGUUUUUGUUUAAAUGACAGGCUAAUUGCAUUUAUCCACGAACACUCUUGUAGUCUGUAUUGUAACAUAAAGUGUAUAUGUUUUUCUCGCAGUGGGCACAAAUCGAACCUGACGGUUCGUAUCGUGAGAAAUUUGUAAUUUAGGUAAAAGAAAUCGCUAUUGCACAUCUCGUUCUCAGCUAUAUUAUUAACGAUAUAGAUUCAGUUGAACUGUUGAAACGCUACGAUGUAAAUUAACACAUUGCGUGCCUCAUUUUGCUCGUUCUCAAUAUUUAACACAUGUAUAAAGCGUGGCAAGAUUUCUCAUAGAAGUGAAAAAAAUAAAUGAAUAAUUAUGGAGGAAAUUUUUUCGAGGAUUUUUAUCACGUUCACGUGUUCUUAUCGUUAUAUUUGAUUCAUUAAAUGUUCACGUUAUCUUGACAAGGAUACUUAAUUAAAAAGAUGCCAUUAUAUAAUCAGUAGCAAGUUCUAAUCAUUUCUUUAAUGAUAAUUAUGUAAUGGAAAGUGUGCAAGGAAAAAUUCUGAAAUUUUCAGGUUUAUGAUUUAGUAAAUUACAGAUUGAAAAAUUAAUUUAAUGCUUCUGUUAUCUUUAAAAAUUGUGUAAAAGCUUGUUACAAAUGUAAAUUAACUUAAUGAUCAAAUUCUGGGAAAAAGUUUAAAAAUCAAGAGAAAUUUGGUGUUUAUAUUAGAUUACAAAUUUAAUUUACAUUAUGUAAUAAUAAAUUCAAGUUGCAUUAAAAAGUAGAUUCAAGUUUUAUUAAAAGUAUUGUUUUAUAAAACUUGCACAGAAAUUUUUUGGGAAAUGAACAAAAUUUACUCCAUAACUUUAAUGUAUUUUUGCAUCAAACAUCUAUUUAUUUUCUCUUGAUAUUAAGAAUUUUGCACCUUGUAUACGUCAAUGUAUUUCAAAAUAGAGGUUUCAGUAAAGCUGUUUAAGCUUGACGAUAAAAGUGUCAAACGUUUGUUACAAUUGCUUGUAUUCUAUUGAAUCACAACCCCCGCGCAAUGUGUUAAUUUAAAGGAAGCUAAAUAGUUGAUGUUAUUAUCCCGUCUUGAACUGUUGAACUCGUGAAUGCUUAACGUGUGUGUACAAAUACGAGAGCACACUGACAGAAAGCGUCAUUCUAUGAGAUGCUAUUCAUUGAGUCGUGAAUAAAACAUAUUUUCCUUUUUCCUUUUGACCCUUUUG
Megachile rotundata (alfalfa leafcutting bee) is the source of this 10270-nucleotide messenger RNA. RefSeq names its product twenty-four (gene tyf). NCBI's taxonomy places the organism in Eukaryota, Metazoa, Arthropoda, Insecta, Hymenoptera, Megachilidae. The record is from RefSeq and is a predicted model, not a curated record.